Messenger RNA from Colletotrichum costaricense, 285 nucleotides. RefSeq lists its product as uncharacterized. Bases 1 to 285 code for a protein of 94 amino acids. NCBI's taxonomy places the organism in Eukaryota, Fungi, Ascomycota, Sordariomycetes, Glomerellales, Glomerellaceae. The record is from RefSeq and is a predicted model, not a curated record. The transcript has 3 exons.
AUGGGCAGCAGUCUACUUAACUGCAUCACCAUAGUGGGUUUGCGGGGUGAGGUUGCGUGGCUAUGCAUGAUGUGUUGCACAAGCGAUAUUCUAUUUUCAGCCAUCGUCAUUCACUGGAUGAUGAAUAGCAGCAGUACGGGCACCCGUGAGGCCACGGAAGAAUCCAGUACCAAGACCUCUACCGGAGCUCUGUGUCAGCAGCGGCCUUCUCCUCCUGGCGUCGCGUCUCCUCGCCCAAUUCACGUGUUGUCUAGCCUACGAAGUCAUUAUUCGGCAGGAGUGUGA